AUGAAUAGAGAGCCACCCGUGGACACUUGGGAGGAAAUGAAAAUGCUUAAGAGGAAGCGUUUUGUACCCAGCCACUAUUAUAGGGGAUUGUAUCAAAAAUUACAGAGGUUAAUUCAAGGAUCUAAGAGUGUGGAUGAGUAUUACAAGGAGAUGGAGGUAGCUAUAAUCCGGGCUAAUGUAGAAGAGGACCGGGAAGCCACCAUGCCUAGGUUUUUGCACGGUUUAAAUCGUGAGAUUGCGGAUAUGGUGCAUCAAGCCAUAAAGGUGGAGGAACAGUUCAAACAAAAGGGAUUGGCUAGGAGGGGACUGCCUAUGGCUACAACCAGCUCGUGGAAGACAACUCCAAAAAGGGACGAGCAGCAACAAAAUAAGUCAAAAUUUGAAUCCUCUAAGAAUGCCAAAUUAGAGACCGCCACUACUUCAGGUACAAUCGAGACUUCAAGUUCUAAAAUACGUGAUAUUAAGUGUUUUAAAUGUCAGGGGCGCGGACAUAUAGCCAGCCAGUGUGUAAACAAGAGAGUGAUGGUGAUAAAUGCCCAAGGAGAGCUUGAGUCAGAAAAUGAGGAAGAAGUAGAUAAUGAUGAUAUGCCAUCUAUGGAGGAUGCUGACGAUGAGCAAAAUGCUGUGGUUGGAGAUUUAUUGGUUGCAAGGCGAGUUCUCAAUGUGCAGGUUAAGGAGGAAGAAAGUAACCAAAGGGAGAACUUGUUUCAUACUCGGUGCUUUGUAAAUAACAAAGUAUGCAGUGUCAUUUUCAAUGGUGGGAGUUGCACAAAUGUAGCCAGCACUUAUUUGGUGGAGAAAUUGGCUUUAACUACCUUGAAACAUCCUCAACCUUACCGGCUUCAGUGGUUGAAUGAAUGUGGGGAAAUCAAGGUGACAAGACAAGUGUUGGUGGCAUUAUCCAUUGGCAAAUAUGAGGAUGAGGUGCUUUGUGAAGUGGUUCCUAUGCACGCAUGCCAUUUACUAUUGGGAAGACCAUGGCAGUAUGAUCUGAGGGUUACGCAUGAUGGAUUCACAAAUAAGUAUUCCUUCACUCUUAGUAGGCAACCUAUUAUUACUCUUGUGCCAUUAACUCCAAAACAGGAGGCUCUUUUAUGUACUAAUGAUGUCGUCGGUGCUUUGCCGAGCAAUAUUGUUUCUCUUUUGCCGGAGUUUGAAGAUGUCCUUCCUGAAGAGGUACCUUAUGGUUUACCUCCAAUCCGAGGGAUUGAACAUCAAAUUGAUUUCAUACCUGGUGCAUCAAUUCCAAACCGACCUGCUUAUAGGAGUAAUCCCGAGGAGACCAAGGAACUUCAGAGGCAAGUAAGUGAAUUAUUGGAGAAGGGGUUUGUCCGUGAAAGUAUGAGUCCUUGUGCGGUUCCGGUGCUGUUAGUUCCUAAGAAGGAUGGAACAUGGAGGAUGUGUGUUGACUGCCGGGCCAUGAACAACAUAACGGUAAAGUAUCGUCAUCCCAUUCCUAGACUAGAUGAUAUGCUGGAUGAAUUGCAUGGUUCUUGUGUCUUUACAAAAAUUGAUCUUAAGAGUGGAUAUCAUCAGAUUAGGAUGAAAGAAGUAAAAGAGGAAGUGAGGUGGAUGAGGAAAAAGGUGAAGGCAAUCCAAGAGUGGUCAACGCCUACAACAGUCAGCCAAGUGAGGAGUUUCCAAGGCUUAGCUAGCUUCUAUAGACGGUUUGUGCGUGAUUUUAGUAGCUUAGCCACCCCUCUUAUUGAAGUCAUCAAGAAAAAUGUGCCGUUUAAGUGGGGAAAAGAACAAGAAAAGGCAUUUAGUCUGAUCAAAGAAAAGUUAACUAAUGCGCCUUUACUUGUUUUACCUAACUUUGCUAAAACUUUUGAAAUUGAGUGUGAUGCUUCAGGCAUAGGUAUUGGAGCUGUUUUGAUGCAAGAAGGCCGUCCAAUUGCUUAUUUCAGUGAAAAGUUGAUUGGGCAGCCCUAA
Messenger RNA from Juglans microcarpa x Juglans regia, 1932 nucleotides. RefSeq lists its product as uncharacterized. The record is from RefSeq and is a predicted model, not a curated record. Gene Ontology annotation, molecular function: zinc ion binding; nucleic acid binding. The transcript is spliced from 3 exons. NCBI's taxonomy places the organism in Eukaryota, Viridiplantae, Streptophyta, Magnoliopsida, Fagales, Juglandaceae. Bases 1 to 1932 code for a protein of 643 amino acids.